AUGGCUAUGACAAGUAUUAAAGUUCGAGACACAAAAGUAAUAUUUGAAAAGAAAAAUAAAGUGAGUGUAAUUGCAGAAUUGGAAACAUCAGAAAUGGCAAAAGAUGUCUUAAAGAAUGGUAAAAAACUGCAUGGCACUCCGAUUUAUAUUGAAAAGGACUUGAGCUUGACUAGACAGGAAAAUAAAUCAGCUUUAUUACAGCUGAAAAGAGAUCUUGAAGCCAACAGAAAGACUCACAAAAUUUAUGUUAAAAAUGACAGUAUAAAUAUAUCAGGAAAAUGGAUGCACUUUGAUAAAAACAAGAAACUAAAGUGCAAAGAUGGUGACGCUGUUGAACAAUUAAAGCAAUUGUAUGAAUACAAUCUUCAUUGGGUGCCUGCAACAAGAACAACAAAUAGAGGUCGAGCCAGUGGAGGAAAAUUGUAUGGUGUACGAAAGCAAUUGCAAUUUUGCGGUACUGUGGUGUUCAAGCACAUUAUGAACUCAACAAUAAUCGAGAUAACCACUAAUAAUCAAAAGUUGUGUUUAAUCCCAGUUUACCUAAAUUGCAAUAACUGGCUAAAUGAUAUCAACAACUUAUGUGAAAUAUUAGUGGAAGCUCAGAACGAAAAUGUCAUGAUAAUAGGUGACUUCAAUGCACGAAUAGGCAAAGAACAAUGUCUGGAAUUCCACCCAAAUAUGCAGUGGGCUGAAUUAUUGGGCCACAGAGUAGCAAUGGAUACAAUUGUAGAUAGAAAUGGCAAACAAUUACUAGAAAUUUGCAAUUCAUUUGGUGUCACCGUGUUAAAUGGCCGCACUAAAGGCGACAGAGAGGGUACAUUUACGUUUAUCAGAGGUGUAGCAAGGUCAACGAUAGAUUAUUGUUUUGUGAAAGGAGUAUGGUUAUUAAUAACUGAAGAGUUUCAAAUACGUGACAUGAUAUACUCGGAUCAUCAGCCACUGGAAAUUAUGGUAAAUCUAGAUGCCUCUAAUUCAAAUGAAAAUAAAAUGCAGUUGCUACCGAAACUGAUAUGGAAAGAUAAAUAUAAAGAUCUGUACCAAGAAAAGCUUGAAGAAUCCCUUAAUGCAUGCGAAGGUAGUACAUUUGCGUCGAAGGAAGGAGAUGACAUUCUUCAAUAUUGUGUAAAACAAGCAGCAAAAUCGUUUCAGGGUAAUUCGGCGGGUAUAAAUAGGAAACAAAAGUGGUAUGAUUUUGAAUAUGAAACUGCAAGAAAGAAAUCAUUUAAAUGGCUACAAACAGUUAAAAAAGGUGGUGAUAUAGCUGAUUUAGAGAAAUACAAAAAUGUAAACAGAGAAUACAAAAAGCUGUGUGAUGAGAAAAGGAAGUCAUAUUUCAAUGAAAUGGCAAUGUCGAUAUCCCAAGCAGCUGAUAAUUACAUAAAAGGAAUUAAAGUGGACGCCGAAGCUUUGGCGGCACAUUUUAAAAACCAGUUAAAUAGCAAUAUAGUAAGCAAGUCUUUCAGUUAUACCCUGCCGUAUGUAAUAAAUGAAGCGUUAGAUGCUCCAAUAAAGAUUGAAGAGGUCUAUGCAGUGCUCCAGAAUUUAAAAAAUAACAAAGCCGCAGGUGAGAACAGAAUUCCAGCUGAGUUUUUAAAAUAUGCCACGCCACAAUUUAUAGAGCAUAUGGCUGAAUCAUACAAUUAUAUAUUUGAAAAUGCAGCCCCACCUGAUAGUUACAAAAAAGCCAUAACAUUUCCCCUAUUUAAAAAAGGUGACCCAAAUAAUGUAGCAAAUUAUAGAGGAAUAGCAUUUCUUAAUACAUCAGCUAAA
Teleopsis dalmanni is the source of this 1770-nucleotide messenger RNA. RefSeq lists its product as uncharacterized. The record is from RefSeq and is a predicted model, not a curated record. Gene Ontology annotation, molecular function: catalytic activity. Lineage: Eukaryota; Metazoa; Arthropoda; Insecta; Diptera; Diopsidae. The annotation marks the transcript as partial. The transcript is spliced from 3 exons.